Molecule: messenger RNA, 1097 nt
Organism: Linum tenue
Lineage: Eukaryota; Viridiplantae; Streptophyta; Magnoliopsida; Malpighiales; Linaceae
Source: the annotation of a GenBank genome assembly
CCUCCGGAGAGGGUAGUUGAAAUGCUGGUGGCCAACAAGUUCCCCAAGCUCAAGCUUUCGAGUUCGACGAGCAGAUCAUGACCGCCCUCCUUGAGACCGACAUUGAGGUCAUGCUCGCCAUUCCGAAUUACAUGCUGCGGACCAUGGCGGAGGAUCGCCACGCCGCCAAGGCUUGGGUCGAGGCCAAUGUCACCGACUGGUGCUUCCACGGUGGCGUCAACGUCAAGUAUGUUGCAGUGGGCAAUGAGCCGUUCCUCCAAAACGUACAACGGAACCUUCGACAAGUACACCUUACCAGCUCUACGAAAACAUCCAGAACGCACUCAACAAAGCAGGGGUGGGGGCACAAGGUGAAAGCCACGGUGCCGUUCAACGCAGACGUCUACAACUCCCCUGAAUCCGACCAAGUCCCGUCGGCGGGAGACUUCCGGCCAGAAGUGAAAGACCUAACCCUCGAAAUCAUCCAAUUUCUCCACUCAAACGACGCGCCCUUCACCGUCAACAUCUACCCCUUUCUCAGCCUCUACGGAAACCCUUACUUUCCCGUCGACUUCGCCUUCUUCGACGACGCCACGAACACAAACAAACCCAUCAAAGACGGGCGACUUGCUCUACACCAAUGUCUUCGACGCAAACUUCGACACUUUGGUCUGGUCUCUUACCAAGUCAGGGUACCCGGACAUGGCCAUCAUCGUCGGAGAAGUAGGCUGGCCCACCGAUGCGACCUCCACGCGACUGUAGAGAACGCCAAGAGAUUCAAUCAGGGCCUUCUCAAACACAUUGUAGAUGGGAACGGGACGCCGGCGAGGCCAGUGAACAAGAUCGAGGUGUUCUUAUUCAGCUUGAUCGAUGAGAAUGGAAAGAGUGUGGCUCCAGGGAACUUCGAGAGGGCACUGGGGGAUAUUCGAAUGAAUGGGCAGAAAGACUGGGGCUGUGAUUUCUCUGGGCUGGGAUUGAUCACCGUGGAGGAUCCGUCCGAUGGGGAUUGCUUGUUUCCGGUGAUGAUUGCCGACGUCGGUAGCGGGGCGACGGCGGUGGUGUUUAGAGUUUGGUGGAGGGUUUUGGUUUUGGUGUUGAUCGUGAUGAUGAUGCUGUGA